Molecule: messenger RNA, 5875 nt
Organism: Cygnus olor (mute swan)
Lineage: Eukaryota; Metazoa; Chordata; Aves; Anseriformes; Anatidae
Product: protein-glutamine gamma-glutamyltransferase 6-like
Exons: 12
Coding region: 832-2982 (716 amino acids)
Biological process (GO): peptide cross-linking
Molecular function (GO): protein-glutamine gamma-glutamyltransferase activity
Source: RefSeq, a predicted model, not a curated record
UGCAAAGGGUUAACACAUUCUAGUCUCAGCAGCAGGAAAUUUUCAAGUGAAAUUCCUCUGGAAUAUGAUACUGGGGAGAGGGCACCUCUUGAACACAUAUGUUCUUAGAAGGAUCUACAUUUUUUUAUGUUUGUGUUUUUUAUUAUUAUUACUAUUAUUCAGUGAAUGAGAAAGGUUGAAAGCUUAUGUAAUCUGUUCUUCAGUAUCCUAUUUUAAAUACAGAGGAUAACAAUAUGAUUGAGAAACCCACAGCACUGCCUCAGAAUAUGCAGCUUCUAAUCCUACCAUCUGCUCUGGUGGCUAUCUUUUUUCCAACAGAGUGUGAAAUAACAUCCAGUUGCAAGCAACAAGUCUGUAAAUUAACUGAGAUACAAUGUACAUGACAAAACAAAGUGCAAGUUUGACAACGAUGACACUAGCCUUCUAUUCAUCAUCUGUCCUACAGUGGUUGCAAGAUCACGCAUGCACUUGCUUAUGAGAGUUUUAAUAUUCUUUUUGCAUCCAUACAGCAUUGUAGGAACUAGAGAUCCCCAUAGAAAAGGAGUAUAUAGAAUAGAACAGUCUCUUCAAAUUCUGAGAACUCUUAUUUCAAUACAAUACUUGUUUGUUUCUUAAAUCAAAAAUGAAUUACCUGGCUAUUUUUUCCUGUCUCUAAAAGAUGCCUGCAGAAGGGAUAUUUCAGCUGUUCUUCUAGCUCAUUCAUUGUUACCCUUUUUUUUUUUUUUUAAAUAACAGCAUGGAUUUUUCUGUUUUCCUAAAAGGAUAUAACUCCAGCUAUAAUGAAGUGACUAUAUUAGACAAGCUGACAAGGUGUACACGUUUAAAGGAACAAUGUUUUCAACUAACUUGCCUUGCAUCUUUCUAGCCCUGAAAAUAACAAACAUCAAUUGGCAAUCCAAGCUAAAUAAAGCUGCACAUCACACAUCUGAUUACAGCAACACAGAAGUAAUCUUGAGGAGAGGACAGGCCUUCACCAUCAGCCUAUGCUUCCGAACAAUAGUACAGCCUUGGGACAACUUCACAUUUAUUGCAAGCACAGGACCAUCUCCAGCAGAGUCACAGCAGACCAAGGUCAUAUUUAACCUUUCUGAGGAAGGUGCCAGUGGCUGGAGUGCAACUCAAGAGCACAGUGAGCAUGGCUGCAUGAACUUCACAAUAGUCAGCCCUGCCAAUGCUGUCAUUGGACGGUACAAACUCAAACUCCAGAUUGAUUCUGGGAACAAGGUCUCAUCAGCGCUCCUGGGCCAGUUUGUGUUACUCUUCAAUCCCUGGUGUCCAAAUGAUGAUGUCUAUAUGGCUAAUGAAAAGGACCGACAGGAGUAUGUUCUGAAUGAUAGUGGAAUCAUAUUUCAUGGCCUGGAAAAAUAUAUUCAGCAAGAAGCUUGGAAUUAUGGACAGUUUGAAGAGGAUAUCCUUGAUAUCUCUCUGGCUAUACUAGAUCGAAGCUUGAACCACCGCAAAGAUCCAUCCACUGAUGUAUCCAACAGAAACAGUCCCAUCUAUGUGAGCAGGGUUAUUAGUGCCAUGGUUAACAGCAAUGAUGAAAAGGGAGUAGUGGAAGGGAAGUGGAAUGGAAAGUACUGUUCAGGAACCAACCCCUUGCACUGGAGUGGAAGCGUGACCAUUCUUCGAAAGUGGUACAGAGGGAGAUACAAACCCGUCCGGUACGGCCAAUGCUGGGUCUUUGCAGGAGUAAUGUGCACAGUUCUGAGAUCUUUGGGAAUACCUACCCGUGUUAUUACGAACUUUAACUCUGCCCAUGAUAGGAAUAUAAACCUGAGUAUUGAUAAAUACAUUGACGUUUCUGGAAAGACCCUGCACUUGACUGAAGACAGCGUGUGGAAUUUCCAUGUCUGGAAUGAAAGCUGGUUUAUUAGAAGAGAUCUUGGUUCUUUUUAUGAUGGAUGGCAGGUUUUGGAUGCAACACCCCAGGAAAGAAGCAAAGGCAUAUUUCAGUGUGGCCCUGCCUCCACCAAAGCCAUUAAGGAAGGGGAUGUGAACCUGGAUUAUGACAGUUCAUUUGUGUUUGCAGCAGUGAAUGCUGACUGUGUUACUUGGAUUCACUAUAGCAACAAAAGAAAAGAGAGAAUUUACUCCAAUACUAGGAAGAUUGGAAAAUUUAUCAGCACCAAAGCAGUGAGCACCAACUCCCGGGUGGAUGUCACUGAUAAUUACAAAUAUCCAGAAGCAGGAUCCUUGAAAGAAAGGCAGGUGUACAAAAAAGCACUGAAGCUGCUUGGUGUGAGCAGCACUGGAAGAAGAACCAAAGUUACAAGACGUAGAAGACGAUUUUCAGUAGCACAGAGACAAAAUAUGACAGUGCCCACAGGAAAACCUACUAUCUCAGGGAAGCUGAACCUGGAUGCAUCUCCUGUAAUUGGCCAGGAUAUCCUCCUUACCUUGUCACUGAGGAACUUGAUCACAGAUUUCAAGACCAUAAAGGUUAAACUGAGUGCUUCAGCUGUUCUCUACACAAGAAAACCAAAGGCAGAGAUUUUGCAGUGGUCUAGGUCUAUUCAACUUGGAUCUGAAGAAGUGAAAGAAAUUCCAUUCAAGAUCUCCUACUCCCAGUACAAAAAUGCUCUGAUGGAUGACAGGAAGAUCCUAGUGACUGCUCUGUGUGAAGUCAGACAGGGAGCCUCACUUCUAAUGGAGAAGGAUAUUUUACUUCAGGAUCCUUUUCUCACGAUCAAGGUCUUUGGUCCAACAGUGGUACACAAGGCUGCUAAUGUGCAGGUCACAUUUACCAACCCACUGUCUGAAAUGGUGACAGACUGUGUGCUGAGAGCAGAAGGUAGUGGCUUGCUCAAAGAACAGCUCCAAAUCAAUGUGGCACGAAUGGCCCCCAUGGAGUCCUCAACAACUGAGUUUGAGAUCAUUCCCUACAAGAGUGGCACAAGGCAGCUUCAGGUGGACUUGGUUUCCAACCAUUUUUCAGACGUUAAGGGAUUUGUGAUGCUUGAUGUGACUCCCGUCCAGUGAUACAACCUAUACAUCCAUUCAUUUUGUCUUAGUUACUGGUGCACUGUGUAAGUGUUAUUAUGACUAGAAACAUAGACAUGCAGAUUACUUGGCCAACGAGAUGUGAUAUGAAAAUAAAUCAAUUUUAAAAGCUACUAUACAGUAUUCUUUUCCAAAUUUUGCAAAGCUCGGAAACAAGUUUCAGACAAAGCCAAAACUGAUACCUAUACUGCUUUGUUGAUAGAAAUGGUGUAAAUACUUUCUAUCUGCACUUUUCUGACUUAAGCACAGAUAAAAGCUUUCAGGACUUAUAUGCAACUCUGGCCUGACUGCUGUGUUUCAUUGCAUUUUUAAUAGAAAUGACAGCAAGAAAAAGGUGCCAGUUUGGAAGAUUUAUUGCAGGAAAAACUGGCUGAGCUAUCAUCCUGGCCCAAAAUGAAGGACACCAAACUUUAUCCUCUUCAUAAAGGAACUGCAGCAAUUGUCUUGGAUUAUUUACAAAGGCUUUGCUAAGUCUAAACAUGAGUAAUUUCCUGAAAAGAAAAAAUAAAUGUCCGUAGAGAUACCACUUUAGAUGCUCUCUGGCUUUGUAGUCUCUUCUAGUUUAAAUCUAUUCUAGGACUAAUAGGCUGUAGUAGUGAUCAGAAGCUAUAAUCAGCACAGGAAAUCGGUCAAUGGAUUGGUCCUAAUUAUUUUGGAAUUAUGCACUUCGAUUAAAGUGCAGUGGAGGUCUGGGGGAAAUGAUGGGUGUUUUUACUUUGCUCCAGUUCAAAAACUUCUCACUGUACUAUCUGAAGAAUUGGACGAACUUGUCAGAGACCACUUGCGAAAAAGCAGCCUGUGAUGUGUAUUUUUGUUUUGUACUGGCACUACCUUCAAGAUUGUUACCUGCCUAGACCUGCUGCUCUAUGCUUUACCCAAACCUUUAUCUGUAUCUUACAAAACCAUUGUAUCCACCCUCCUGACUUAUGACCUGUUCCCUUUCACACUUGUAUCACCAAUCAGACGGGAAAAAAAUAAAAUAUAAAAAAAGACCGAUUUUUCUGUCUGCAAAGGGAGAUACUGUGUAAUACUUCCAGAAGUGCUCAGGAAGAAGAUGAUGGGUAAAAGAGGCUCAGGACAAUAUAAUCAGGAUAUAUGAAAAUUCACAAUAGUCAAAUAUCCUCCUUCCACAAAGCUUCUUAAAGUAGGUCAUCAUCCUCUGUGAGAAAGGCAUUGUGCCACACAUACCUAAAUCCCAGCAGUGUGUCAAUAUAUUCCUUGCAGAGUUAACAAACCAGAAUAGCAAAGAUGUGAAUUUUCCUAAGAGAUAAUUUGCCCCUUUCCUCCUGACAACACCUAGCACUGUCCAAGAAUGCAAUCUCAGCUUCCUCAGAAAUAAUGUUUCACAGACACAAACUAACUCUGACAGAUUAAACUGAGGUCUCAUUAAAAUUUGUUUGAUUCAAAGCCAAGAAAAUCUUCAAAACACGUCAACUUCUGUUUUAUUACAUCAAUUACAAUACUUUGCCACCCACACAUAUACUUACAAAGGCUCCUGAAGUGUGUUGAAACCAGUCAGCUUAGAGAGACUGACACACAAACACACGCACAGAGGAGUUUGGAUUUCUCCAGGCACAGAAGAGGGGAAUAGGUAGCUUUUGCACCUAUCAAUUAAGUCUUGCAGGAUCUUGGAAAGUCAGGGUAUACAAUUCUCCAUUCAUUUCAGAAAGGGCCUGGAGGUAGUGAUUACAUUCACAAAAUCUCAUUCAAUCUUGCAAUAAUGCAGACUGUCAUAACAUUCAACACACAGCUAGGCUAUUCAAAGUCCUUCAGUAUUUCUUCUUAAAUACAAGCCAGGAAAUUAUCUGAGACCGUGUUUUUCACAAGAGCUUGACAUGGCCUCAUCCUAAUUAACUGUUUGUAAAGGAAGCCUGCUGUUCAAAGGAAAAUCAGCACUAAAGCUUGUGCAAAGUUCCAAACUUUGCAACAUUUGGGGUUGCUGGGAUUUCAGGCGUCAGCAUUAACCGCCCACAGCAACUGCACCCAGUUCAGUUUCAGUGUUAAAAUGCAGAUUUAUCUGUCCAGUGAUGUACAACACACAUUCUUCCUGUGUUAGACAUAAGACAACCAUUCAAAUAAACUAAUAAUUAUUACAGAGAAAAAUGUUUAAGUGCCCAUGGGAGGAUUUAAAGACCUUUUGCCAAACCUACAAUCUUUACACAGCCCGUAGUCAGAAGUCAAUAGGUGCUAGUGGAGUAAAAUAUGGCUAAUUAUCAGUAUUUUUCCUUAUAAAUAUGCUCUUUUAAUCUGAACAUACACAAGAGGCUGGCCCAGCCCUCAUUCCACCGUGAUGACUCAAAAAAAAAAAAGUAAACACUUGCUGAAAUCACACAUUCAUAUUUUGAAUUGGUUUUGAAUGGUCUCCAGGACAGUAAAUGUUUCUCCCCUAAAUUGUUCUCUUGAUAAGUUUCUCGGGCCUUGAUUCAAGCAGUUAGUUAAAUGACUACCCUUUUACAGAUUGUUUUUUAAACCUGAAAUAGCCAAAGUUGGUAGUUUCAAAUCACUUGACUCUUUGGCUCUCACCAAAGCUGCAUUGCUAGAAAGGCUGAGAGAGCCGGGAUGUUCAGCCUGAAGAAGAGAAGGCUCCAGGGAUACCUCAUUUCGAACUUUAAGUACUGAAAGGGGGCUUAUAAAAAAGAUGAAGGACUCUUUACUCAGGUAGAUAAUGAUAGGACAAGGGGGAAUGGUCUUAAACUAAAAGAGGAUAGAUUUAAAUUAGACAUUAGGAGGAAACUCUUCACUGUAUGGUUAGUGGGGCACUGCGACAGGUUGCCAAGAGAAUUUGUGGAUGCCCCUGGAUCCCUGGAGGUGUUCAAGGCCAGGCUGGAUGGGGCCUUGGCCAACCUGAUCUAGUGGGUGGCAUCGCUGUCUG